AUGGCCACCGAGCGUGAAAGCAAGACCUUCCUGGCCCGCCUCUGCGAGCAGGCCGAGCGCUACGAUGAGAUGGUCACCUACAUGAAGGAGGUGGCUAAGCUGGGCGGAGAGCUCACUGUUGACGAGCGUAACCUCCUCAGCGUCGCCUACAAGAACGUUGUCGGCACCCGACGUGCCUCGUGGCGCAUCAUCUCCUCGAUCGAGCAGAAGGAGGAAUCUAAGGGCUCCGACAAGCACGUCUCUACCAUCAAGGAUUACCGCAACAAGAUCGAGACCGAGCUCGAGAAGGUCUGCCAGGAUGUUCUCGAUGUCCUCGACGACUUCCUCAUCCCUAACGCUGCCACCGGCGAGUCCAAGGUCUUCUACCACAAGAUGAAGGGUGACUACCACCGUUACCUCGCUGAAUUUGCCUCUGGUGAGAAGCGCAAGGGUGCUGCUACCGCUGCCCACGAUGCUUACAAGAGCGCUACCGAUGUUGCCCAGACUGAGCUCACUCCAACUCACCCUAUCCGUCUGGGUCUCGCUCUCAACUUCUCCGUCUUCUACUACGAGAUCUUGAACUCCCCCGACCGUGCUUGCCACCUUGCGAAGCAGGCCUUCGACGAUGCUAUUGCCGAGCUCGACUCCCUCUCUGAGGAGUCUUACCGUGAUAGCACCCUGAUCAUGCAGCUCCUCCGAGACAACCUCACCCUCUGGACUUCUAGCGACAGCGCUGAGGGCGAGGCCGCUGGUGCUGCCGAUGCCCCCAAGAAGGAGGAGGGCGAGGCUACCAAGCCCGCUGAGCCUGCCGCCGCCCCUGCUGGGGAGCCUGCGCCUGCUGCUGCCUCCUAA
Fusarium fujikuroi IMI 58289 is the source of this 831-nucleotide messenger RNA. RefSeq names its product probable 14-3-3-like protein. The coding region runs from base 1 to 831 and encodes 276 amino acids. The transcript is spliced from 5 exons. The record is from RefSeq and is a predicted model, not a curated record. Gene Ontology annotation, cellular component: cytoplasm. Gene Ontology annotation, biological process: signal transduction. Lineage: Eukaryota; Fungi; Ascomycota; Sordariomycetes; Hypocreales; Nectriaceae.